Empidonax traillii (willow flycatcher) is the source of this 4472-nucleotide messenger RNA. RefSeq names its product M-phase phosphoprotein 9 (gene MPHOSPH9). Lineage: Eukaryota; Metazoa; Chordata; Aves; Passeriformes; Tyrannidae. Gene Ontology annotation, cellular component: centriole. The transcript has 24 exons. The coding region runs from base 473 to 3955 and encodes 1160 amino acids. The record is from RefSeq and is a predicted model, not a curated record.
CUUUUCCGAGCCUGUCCCUUUAUGCAGCGCCGUGGCCGUAUAAGGACCGUGCUGCUCUGCGGGGUCGGGGGAUGGCGGCUCGGCGCUCCCGCAGCCCCGGUACAGCUCGCGAAAUGUUUUUUUUUGAUUGUAAUGAGGUUAUGAAACGAGCCUGUGUCACAGCUAAGUCCCACCCAUUGCUGUGCUGCUCAGAUAGGCCGCCCGUGCUGGGGGCGACUGAUCCCACAUCCAGCUGCUCCACAGACACUCCCAGCAUCAGCUUUAGCUGCCAGCUCUGAUAACCUCCAAGUUUUCCAAGCUUCUGACCGCUAGAAAAAGAAGAAAGGCUUCUUUUUUCCUUCUUCUCCUCCUUCUGUAUCCCAAGAAGCUCUGCCAAAGGGAUAUGUGUGUCUCUGGUAACUUCCUUUGAAUUCUGGCGUUUUCAGCCCUACCCAGAGGAGAUGGUGUGAGGUAACGUACUGGGGACCAAGAUAUGGAAAACUGGGAUGUGGUGAAUCCUGUACAGGAAAUCCCCUCAUCUUCUGCAGACUCUGAUGUCAGGAACACCCCCAGCUCUGUCUGUAACUCGAACUGUAACAGAAGUCCUUCCUCCAAUCCCAAUGGAGUUUCUGGUUACUCAGGGAAUUCCAGGCCCUCAUUAAAGCCUGGCUCUGUUGGGCUCUUUGCCUCCUUUAUGCAAGACAUCCAGGACAUUGGAAAUGCUGACACGGAAAUUGUGAAGACCUGUGAGACAAGGUGGCUGCAGCUGCUGAGACUGGUGGAAAAACAAUGUCAGCAACAAAUAGUUGCCCAGCAGGAGCAGUUUCACCAUCAGAUCCAGCUGAUUCAGGCUGAGAUCCGGCAGCUGGUGAAGUUUGGGAGCGUCGCUUGGGGAGCCGGGAAGAGCCGGGCUGUGCCCGCCGCGCUCCCAGCCCCUUUCCCACCGGCGGCGGUUCCGAUGGGGAUGCGCUCCGAGCUGUGCGAGGAACACGAGAGCAUCGCCCAUCACCUGCGAUCCAGCGACGCCGAGAGCCGGCCCGGCACGACCCACCUGCAGCAGGAAUGUGGAGCCAGCGACGCCUCCGCCAACAGCGGCUACGGAACCCUCUCCACAUCCGAGCCCAACCCCGGCACGGCCACGGAUUCCAUGGAGGAGCCUUCCCAAGGACACGGGCACGGGGUGGGGUCGCAGAGUGACGCGGUCGUAGCCAGAGUUCAAAAUAAAGCUGAACUUUCACCAAAAAGAACAGAGGGAAAUUGUUCGCCAGGAAGGAGCAAUAUUUUGGUUUUUCCUGACGAAUUUGAGCAUAAAGUUGAUGAAGCUCCAUGUGGGAAGAAAGCCAGUAAAUCUUUAACGUCGUGGGCACAGAAGCUGAAACAAAACCAACCCAAAAGGAUAACUGCAGAUGAAGGGUGUGUGAACUCUAUGCAAGAAAAUGAGAAAGUGAAGAAGCCACCACUCGAGAAUACAAACCUUACUGAUGCUGCUUUGCCACCUUACACUUUUUACCUCAACCAACCGAAGGAAAGUCCCAAUUCCUUGGUGUCUGAAGCUUCAGGACUUUCAUACUGGAAGUCAGAUGAAAAGGAGCUGUAUCACACUCUACCAGAGAAUUUCAGAAGUGAGUUUGCUGAUGUUUUCUCCACGAAAGUAACAGCAGAUCAGUUGCCUCCUGCUGAGGAAAGGAAGUUGUCAUCCCUGAAGGACAUUUAUCAUAAAAGACAAAGAGAAAACAAGCAGAUGCCAGACCAGAAUGUUUUGCCUUCUUCCCAGUCGAGUCACCCACCAGAGAUCCUGACGUUGGACCCGACCCUGCACAUGAAGCCAGCUCAGCAGAGCCGAGGGCGCUGUUUCUCCCAUAUUCCUGAGGAGAUCACUCCCUUUUCUCCAGACUCCAUGGCAGAGCCAGGAUUUUCCAGCCAUUGUGACACAGACUCUUUCUCACAGACCAGUCGUUCUUCUCAGUUGGCCGAUUGUCCCACCCACCCUGGCAGCAGCAGAGCUGUGUCCCUGCACCUCUGGAGAAAUCCCCCUUUCCAAGGGGAAAGCAGGAGCAGCUCCCCCUUCCCAAAGGCUGAUCCUGACGGCUCAGUCAGCACCGAGGAGGAACAAACAUUGACUUUAACUCCAUCCCCUGGGGCUCAGGGUGCUGACAGCGCUUGGCCAGAUUACAGCCUUGCAGUAGCACCUGUUGAAGACCCCGUGCUAAUGUCACAGAUGAGGCAGAACCUGAGGGAGAAGCACGCUCGCCACGUCGCUGACCUGCGAGCUUACUACGACUCCGAGAUCCAGAGCCUGAAGCAGCAGCUGGAGGCAAAGCAGAGAAUUCCAUCUGCUCAGGACCUGAGGAAAAUCAACCAAAGCCUUGCUGACAGGUGUGAGCAGCUGGAUGCAGCUCUGAAUGAAGCCAGUGCUCGCAUAAAAGCCCUGGAAAAUAAGAAUAAUCUGCUGGAAAAGCAAGUGGCAGAGUGGAGGGAGCGUUUCCAGGCCCUCAGUAGCACUUCCAAGGCUCUGCAGGAGCGGCUGGAGGAGAUGAGGACGAGCCACAAGGAGAAGGACAACACCAUCAGCCGCCUGCAGUCCAGGCUCAGGGAGCUGGAGGAAGCUUUUGAGAAGGCCUACAAGUUAUCUGACAACAACAACACCAGGCUGAGGGAAGAAAACAAAAUGUUUCAGAAUCUUUUAGGAGAAUACGAGUCCCUUGGAAAAGAACAUGAAAGAGUCAAGGAUACAUUAAACACAACUGAAAACAGAUUGCUCGAUGCAAACGUGCAGAUUGCUGAUUUAAAAAGGACAAUUGGAAAACUCGAGGCUCAGCUCAAGCAGGUGGAACAUGAAAACACCUUGAAGCUUCGCCACAUCACCGAGAACCGGGUGAGAACCUCCUGUGCCAGCAAGUUGGGAACUCCUGAUGUCAGCAGGAGGAAGUGGCUGAUACCAGGAGCAGAAUAUUCCAUCUUCACUGGGCAGCCUUUGGAAGGCCAGGAAAGCCCCAAAGAUAACAGAUUAGAGGAUACCUAUAUUCCUGCCAGGUAUCACUCUCCUCCUGAAAAAGAUUCUUCCCAAGAAGACUCUUCCACAAACACAACAGAGAAGAAAGAACAUGAGAUGUCAGAAGCACCAAUUAUAAAAGCCUUUAAAGAACUUGAAGAAGGAAAAGUAUUUAAAGACUGGGGGACACAGACAGAGAAAGAAGAUCCACCAGCCAAAACAUCAAACCGCCGUCAAACCGUUGGGUUUGUUGAAGCUUCUUUAGCUGCCACCCCAGAGAAAGGGAAGGAGCAGCACAGACCCAAAAGGUUCAGCUCCCCUUCGGGCCAGAGAUCAUCGUCCCUUCCUCCUCCCACCAGGAAAUCCAACACUCCAACAAGAAGAGAGAUCAUGUUGGCACCAGUGGCUGUGACGUACAGCCCAAAACGAUCUCCCAAAGAAAACCUCUCCCCUGGAUUCAGCCACUUGCUCGGCAGGAACGAAAACACAGUGACAAGGUUUGAUAUACUCCUCGAUGACCUGGAAACUGCUGCUACAUCUACUUUACAGCACAAUAAUCCAAGGAAGAGGCUCCAGUUUCUCUCACUGGACGAUGCAGAAGGAAGGCAGCACUCAGGUGGCAGGCACAGCUCCUGUGCUGAUCCCAUCAGCAGCGGGGCGAGGAAGGCGGCGCUUCGGGACGAGGGGAGCUCAGCUCCGAUCCACGAGCGGGCGGCGUCGCCCGGCGAGGAGGAUUUCAAAUACACGGCGAGGAUCACGACUCUGGCCGAAACUGAGAGGCUUUUUGAUGAGCUGACUCAAGAAAAGCAACAGAUUGAGGCUGCACUGAGUCGAAUUCCUUGUUCUGGGGGAAGAAUGACCUUACAAGCAAGACUGAAUCAGGAAGCCUUGGAAGAUCGCUUGGAAAGAAUUAACAGGGAUUUGGGCUUGAUAAGAAUGACUCUGAAAAGAUUCCAUGUUUUACGGACCUCUGCCAAUCUCUGACAAUUUCUCUCCUGACUGCAAAUAUGCUCUUUUCUUUUUUUGGCUGUUUUUUUUUCUUUUUUUUUUUUUUUUUUGCACUAAUAUAUAAUUAUGCACUCGGUAAAUGCAAAUUGUUUUGUAUUUUUAUAAGCCCUCCAAAGUAGUUUUACAACCAUGUUACCCUUUACAAACAGCAAUAUUUUGUACUUGGGAACAGCCACCUCUAUUUUAAACAUAUUUUUCUUACACCUGAGAAAUCAACGUUUAUCCUGUAUUGUAAUAUUUUUAGAAAUAUUAAUUAUUUUUAAAUAGUGAUAUUGAAUUUAUAAUAAGAAUAAGGAACUAAAAGGCAGCUUGUUUUCAGAAAACGAUAGUGUUGCCCUUUUGCACUUGGUUUUCCUCCACCAUUUUAUAAAUAUCGAAGGCUGUGAUGUAAAUAUUAGCCAAGAGGAGAUUUUGAACUUGAAUACAGCAAAAAGCAACGUGAGUUACCCGUGCUCAAGAGAACUGCUGUUCUAGGGUGAAUCCUCCCAGCUGA